Messenger RNA from Macrosiphum euphorbiae (potato aphid), 1746 nucleotides. NCBI's taxonomy places the organism in Eukaryota, Metazoa, Arthropoda, Insecta, Hemiptera, Aphididae. The record is from the annotation of a GenBank genome assembly.
AUGGCCGGUCAAACAAUACAAGAUAGACUGCUGGCUGCCCGACACAGUUUAGCAGGACAAGGUCUGGCAAAAUCCGUGUGCAAGGCCACCACCGAAGAGCUGAUCGGACCGAAAAAGAAGCACUUGGACUAUUUGAUACACUGUACUAAUGAACCAAAUGUGUCAAUCCCUCAACUAGCCAAUCUAUUAAUUGAACGGUCACAAAAUGCUAGUUGGGUGGUAGUAUUUAAAUCAUUAAUCACGGUUCAUCAUUUAAUGUGUUAUGGAAACGAGAGAUUUACACAGUAUUUGGCAUCCAGCAAUAGUUCCUUUCAACUUAGCAAUUUUUUGGAUAAAAGCAGUUUACAAGGACCCGUCGGAGUACGAUCUGGUUAUGAUAUGUCACCAUUUAUUCGACGUUAUUCAAAAUACUUAAAUGAAAAAGCUUUAUCGUAUCGUACAGUGGCAUUUGAUUUUUGUAAAGUUAAAAGAAGCAAAGAAGAUGGAGUAUUACGCACUAUGAAUUCAGAAAAGUUGUUGAAGACAUUACCAGUUUUACAGUCACAACUUGAUGCAUUACUUGAAUUUGAUUGUUCUGCUGCUGAUCUCACUAAUGGUGUUAUUAAUAUGGCAUUCAUGUUGUUAUUUCGUGAUCUGAUCCGAUUGUUUGCUGGUUAUAAUGAUAGUAUCAUUAAUCUUUUAGAAAAAUAUUUUGAUAUGAACAAAAAGCAAUGCCGGGAUGCCUUAGAUUUAUAUAAAAAGUUUCUUAUUAGAAUGGAUCGUGUAGGAGAAUUUCUCAAAGUUGCAGAAAAUGUUGGAAUUGACAAGGGUGAAAUACCCGAUCUUACUAAAGCCCCGAGUAGCUUAUUGGAUGCAUUAGAACAACAUUUAGCUUCUAUUGAAGGCAAAAAAUCAGCAGCAAACACGCCCACACAAGCAACGAGCACUCAUCGGACAGAUGUAAAGACUGGUGUAUCUGCCCUUUCUUCCACUAGCAGCUCUUUUGGAACAAUUGCCCAACAAGCGGAUGGAGUUGAGGAGUCAUUGAAGCAAGCAGUUUUGGCUGAAGAAGAAGCUGUUUUAAACCAAUACAAGGCCAAAGUCAACAGUCCUGUGAAUGGUACAAUCGCUUCAGUCAACAAUCCAUUUUUAGUUUCAUCUGAGCCUAUUGUAGACUUGUUUUCAUGUCCAGCUCCGGCUACACAGACGUCAACGAAAGCUUCAGAUGAUUUACUUCAAUUAAGUAAUCCAUUUGCUGACAUGUUUUCCACUCCAAUGACAGGAUCACAAACAAAUGCCACAAAUGAUAUGUCUACUCCUCUUGCUAAUAACUGGAUGAAAUCCAACCAAUCAUGUCCUGCUCCCACUGCUACAGGUGCAUCUGAUUCAGGUAAUAAAAAGGUAUUAACUGGAGAUUUAGAUAGCAGUUUAGCAUCAUUAGCAGAAAAUCUUACUAUCAAUAAAGUUACACAACCGCCGCCAGUUCAAUGGAAUUCCCCUAAAAAUACUCCAAAACCUGGUAAUGGUCAACCAGGGAUGGGCUGGAGCCCUCAGCCUAUGGCCGCUACAACUGGUGCAAAUUAUCGACCAAUGGGUCAAGGAAUGAUGUCCAACCCUUCACCAUUUGUAUCAACAUAUGGUCCAAUGGGUGUACAACCCAGCUGUAUUGGUGGUAGUGCAGUAGGUGGUGGUAAUCUUGGAAUGACUGCUCCUUCCAGUACUCAGAGCUCUCAGCCACAGCCUGUCUUAGAUCCUUUUGGUUUAUAA